Arabidopsis arenosa is the source of this 1874-nucleotide messenger RNA. The record is from the annotation of a GenBank genome assembly. Lineage: Eukaryota; Viridiplantae; Streptophyta; Magnoliopsida; Brassicales; Brassicaceae.
AAAAACAGACCAACGACCCUUCUCUUUUUCCUCGCACUUUGCUUCAAAACCACACUCUUUCUCGGAAGCCUACAAAACAAGAUUCGUUCUAUGUAAUGGCUACUAGUGGCGAUCUUGAGAGUACACGUCCCUUGGCUCAGUUUCCCCCCACUGUUUUAGGAGAUCACGUCUUCUCUGCUCAUGCCGACGACUCUAAAUUUGAUGCUAUUGAACAUGAGAUUGAAUCGGUUAUGAAGCCUUACGUGAGAGACAGACUCGUGUCUUCUCGCAGCUGUGACAAGGAGAAGAUUCGUCUCAUCCACUUGCUUAUCAGUCUAGCGAUCUCCCAUUACUUCGAAGAAGAAAUCGAAGAAAUCUUAAACCAGGCUUUUGGGAAGCUGGAAGGCUUGAUUGCCGAGGAAGAUGAUCUGGAAACAAUCUCUAUCAUGUUUGAAGUUUUUAGACUAUACGGACACAAAAUGCCGUGUGAUGUGUUUGAAAGAUUCAAAGGAGAACAUGAUGGAAAGUUCAAGGAAAGUCUAGUUGGAGAUGUUAGAGGAAUGUUGCAGUUGUACGAAGCAUCGCAUCUCAAAACAACAAAUGAAGAUAUAAUGGAGGAAGCGCAGAUUUUCACUAGGAAUCACUUGGCGGCAGUAACUACUAAUCAUCCACAUCUCUAUAAGCAUGUACAAAACACAUUGUUUAUACCUCGAUAUCAUUGCAUAGAAAUAGUAGUUGCAAGAGAAUAUAUCUCAUUUUACGAACAAGAAGAAGAUCACGAGGAGAAGCUUCUCAAGUUUGCAAAACUCAACUUCAGCUAUUGCCAGCUGCAUUACGUUCAAGGGAUCAAAAUUAUCACUAAAUGGUGGAAGGAGCUAGAUCUUGCAUCUAAACUACCUUUUACCUUCCGGGACAGAAAUGUGGAAUACUAUUUCGGGAUGAUGGGAAUAUAUUUCGAGCCACGAUAUUCCCUAGCGAGAAUUCUAGGCACCAAAAUUUCCAUGAUCAUGACGAUCGUUGAUGAUACAUAUGACGCAUAUGCUACUCUUCCCGAAGCAUUAUGUUUCACUGAUGCUUUGCAAAGGUGGGAUAUUGAAGCCAUCGAAAGUCUACCAAGCUAUAUGCAAAUUAUCUUUAAAAAUUUGUGGGAAAUUGUAAAAGACAUUGAACAAGAAAUGAGUUCGCGAGGAAGAUAUGGCGGUGUGCAACAGACAAUAGAUGAGAUAAAGAGCCUUACGAAAGGGUAUAUAGAGAUAGCAAAAUGGGCACGCGCAGGUCACGUGCCAAGCUUUGAGGAACAUUUAGAGGUUGGAGUGAUCACAAUGGGAAUGGAUGACAUGGUAAUCUACAGCUUUCUCGGGAUGGAAGAUUGUGAUGAGAAGAUAAUGUACGAGUGGUUCGCCUCCAAACCCAAAAUCUUUCAAGCUUUCAAUGUUGUGGUUCGUCUAACAAACGACAUAGAAACGUUUGAAGAAGAGUUGAAGAGAGGAGAAGUGGCGAAUGGAGUCAACUGUUACAUGAAGCAACAUGGUGUUAGUCAUGAGGAAGCGGUUAAAGAAUUGAAGAAGAUGAUUAAGGAUCACCAUGAGAUAAUGAUGGAUGAGUUCUUUACUGUUUCGUCUACUCUGCCACGCCAAAUUCUAAUGAGAGUCUUCAACAUCGCACGUGUUGUCAAGUUGUUCUACAGAGAUGGUGAUGGAUUUGGCCACCCUGAUGAUAUUCUCAAAGCCCAAUUCACCUCUCUGUUUUUAUAAAUUUCAUGUUGUGUCUUGUUUAAGGUUUGUGUUUUAGUUGUGUUUUGAAUCAUAAUUAUGUUUGAAUCGAACAACGUGUACAUGUUAGGAAUGUGCACGAUUCUUCCGGAAAAUUAUGCACAAUACAUUAUGCAAUAUUUU